This is a messenger RNA of Rosa rugosa (rugosa rose), 1446 nucleotides long. Its product is annotated as spermine synthase-like. Gene Ontology annotation, molecular function: spermidine synthase activity. Gene Ontology annotation, cellular component: cytosol. The record is from RefSeq and is a predicted model, not a curated record. Gene Ontology annotation, biological process: spermidine biosynthetic process. Bases 750 to 1058 code for a protein of 102 amino acids. Lineage: Eukaryota; Viridiplantae; Streptophyta; Magnoliopsida; Rosales; Rosaceae. The transcript is spliced from 3 exons.
CCACUCACUCGUUCUUUUCUAAUUAACCUCACUCUCACAUCUCUCUCUCCUCAACAACGGUGCGUCUCUCUCCGACGAGGACAACGCCGACGAGGUCCGAACCCUAACGGCGACAACCUUGACCUCUUCCGCUGAUCUUCAACCCGCAUUCAACAUCCGAGACGCCGACCUCCUUCGGUUUCGUAUUCGGAUUCUCCGAGCCCUCCACCACCUCAACCGGGUUUGAAGUCGGAUCCUCGCCUUUGGGGUUACCCUGCGCCUUCAAGUCCCCCGGUUUGCUUCGUAUACCGGUGGUCGGAAAACAGGUGCAUGCCCUUGCCGUCAAGGCCGAGCAGAUAUGUGACGUCUGUGCUGUUGGGUGCAGUGUCUUUGAUAUGUACUGAAAAACCGGUCUCCGAGAUUAUGCCCGGAAGCUGUUUGAUAAAAUUCCUGAGAGAAACCUUGCCACUUGGAAUGCCUACAUGUUGGGAAGCCGAAUUCUGUGCAUUUCUCAAUGCCUGCUGUUCGGAACUUGGGAGACAGUUGCAUGGGUUUGUGGCGCGAUGUGGGUUUGGGAAAGAUGUGGUGAUGUGUCAGUGCUCAAUAAGCUAGCUUGUGGAUUUUUACGGGAAAUGUCGCACUUAGUCUGAUGCCUAUUCUAACUUGUGUUGUGUGGUUUCUUUUCACUGGAAAAAUCUAGAUUCGAUGUGUUUUUGCUUAAUUUCUCAUUUUGAUUGGUCUAUGUUUUGAUACAAAGCUUCUGGCUCCCAAUGAGGCCUGGCGGUGUUCUCUGUAACAUGGCAGAGGGUAUGUGGCUCCAUACACAUCUUAUUGAAGAUAUGAUCUCUGUUUGCCGUCUAACAUUCAAGGGGUCAGUCAACUAUGCAUGGACGAGUGUUCCUACAUAUCCAAGUGGUGUUAUAGGUUUUCUGCUAUGCUCAACAGAAGGGCCUCCUGUUGAUUUUAAAAAUCCAGUCAACUCCAUUGAGAAGUUGGAAGGAGCUGUCAAACACAGAAGAGAACUUCGGUUCUAUAACUCUGAGAUGCACUCAGCUGCCUUUGCCUUCCUGCUUUUUUGAGGAAGGAGGUGAGCGCACUCUGUGAUUCUUCAACUCCAGCAAGACAAAGCGGCUUGUCCUAGUAAAUAACUAGCGACGACUGGUUACUCUAUCUUCCUGAUUAUUGAAAUGAGUACCGCAUGGAAGAAUAGAGACCAGGUAAUUAUCAGGUGUAGAUGGAGCUCCUUUUGAAGCGUCGGUGGGAUUUAAGUUUUACUGUGAUGUUAUGUCUUGAAUGACCUAUUACUAUAUGUUUAGCCCUGUUACAUUAUUGGAUCUUAUGAGUAAUUUGCUCAGUAAUCAAAUAAUUAUGAAUAUUUUCAUUCGAUUUUUCUUCUUUUUUGUUUUGUAUUUAGGCAAUGUUCGAUUUUUUCUUCAAACGAUAUGAAAAUACAACUAGCGUUAGGAU